AUGUCUUCCAGCCUCAUAUUAGUUUCGUUUAUAACGACAUCACUACCCUGGGGUUAUUGGGCAAAAGCUAUCAACACUUGUCACGAUUACGAUUGCGAAUGUAUACUUUUUGGAAAAGCAUUCGCCGAUCAAUUCACUGGUGGUAGAGUUAUUUACUGUCAGACGAUAACGUUAUUACACGUCCCGUUGUUUUUAAUAUCUUCUUUCAUGUGUUUUUAUCAGGGUAGGAGAGCAUAUAUAUUUAGAAGACAAAGGCUAAGAAUAAAAUAUGGAAAACAAUGUGAAAAAAAUCCAAUUAUAUUAAAAUGCAGAACAUUACUUUCUAGAAGUGGAAGAAUUAUUAAAGAAGGUGAUAUAAUUAUGGAAGAAAAAGAAAUUGAAAUGGAACCUCCUUCUUAUAAAUGGUGUAUAACGUUAAUUGUCGUAUCGAGUUUGUUUCUUAUUUUAUUAUGUUGUGUUUAUGUUUUACACGUCGUCGGGUAUUACUGGUCUUGUAAUGAAUAUAGAAUAAUGUUGAUAAAAUUAUUAAAAGCUUCUGGUAACAUGGCACAAAUAUUUUCAGAAAGAUUAGAAUGUAGGGCAGUUUACAGUUUUAUGGAUUAUUUACAACCAAAACGAAAUCUCCAAGAUUCUCAGGAUUAUGAAAGAAAGUAUAAGAUAAACACUGGACUUUCACUUUUCAUAGCACAAAUGGUUUUGUUAAAAAAUAUUUUUGUAUGGGUUUGUGUUAGCAUAGUUAACAUUCUUCAUGAAUGA
Messenger RNA from Pediculus humanus corporis (human body louse), 756 nucleotides. RefSeq lists its product as uncharacterized. Bases 1 to 756 code for a protein of 251 amino acids. NCBI's taxonomy places the organism in Eukaryota, Metazoa, Arthropoda, Insecta, Psocodea, Pediculidae. The record is from RefSeq and is a predicted model, not a curated record. The transcript is spliced from 7 exons.